Oryza sativa Japonica Group (Japanese rice) is the source of this 2200-nucleotide messenger RNA. The record is from RefSeq and is a predicted model, not a curated record. Lineage: Eukaryota; Viridiplantae; Streptophyta; Magnoliopsida; Poales; Poaceae.
GUCCCCUAUGGUGGUCGAUCCACGAUUUCCAGAUUCCAGACCAGGGGGGCUCCGCCAGCCCAUCUGACUCAUCGCGCCCGCCCCAGUCGAUCUCGUCUCCUCUGCUCCCCCACACCCCGCGCGCGUUCUCCCCUCGCCCGCCGCCUGCGCGCCUAUCUCCGCCGCGCGAGAGGUGGCGCGGUGCCCAGCGCGCGUCCUGCUGCUUCCACCGCGUCCUCGCCUGCCUGCCUGCCGAUCCCGGAUUCAGCGCGAAUAGCCUGGCCCCCUUCGCGAGGCAUUUUUUCCAGUUUAAUAUUUACCUGUUUGUUCCAUGAUAUUUCUCACAACAAUCCUCGACUUUUUAGAAAGGAUCUGGUAGCGUAGCUAGCUCAUUCGGGUUUGCAUUUUGGGUAAAAUUGGUUCUUGAAUGAGUUGCGCAACCGUUCGAUCUUGUUUAUUUAGCGUUAAUAUCCUAGCCAUCUUAUGCCCUUGCUUGAACAAGAGAGAAAUGGACUUCAAAUCCCCGCUGGGUGAUGUCUCCUCACCUUCUUAUAUAUAGCAAGAUGAAUCUUACUGAACUGUGUGAGGUUGCUUCGAAAUUGGCCACUCGAAUCGAUUUUGUCGUGCUUUUGGGGAUAAAGGAAAUGGUUAGUUGUUGGCUUCACUCCAGUGCUCUAGGUUUGGGGAAAGUUUGUGGUUCAAUAAAUGAUUUUGAUAAUUCAGCGUUGUGUUGGUCAUUUCUGGUUUUUUCUUGAUUCAUUGUAAUUGCAAAUGCCUAGUUCCUCCCGUUUAGUUUUAUUGGCUCAGCGUAUUAUUGCUUGUGUAAACACACAAAUUUAUUACCCCAGAACACACAUGCCUGAUAUGAGGAAAUCAUGUGGCUGUUUAACACGUCAUAUGAUAUUAUGAGUGCUCCCAAAAAUAAUAUUGUGCUUGUAUUUCACUGUUUCUUUGUGCUAACAGUGCAAAUGGGAUGUAAGCGAGAAUUCAAACUGGACAUAUUUGGCCCUUUUGAAACUUGAGGAACCAGCUUGUUUGGCAACUCGAGGGAAGGAGAUUGGGAGUUUACACGAGAGUAUUAAUGAUCCCACAAGUAGAAUUUUGAUGUUGGCAAAAUCAGGGUCUUUGAGAUAGCUUACCCUUUUGGGCUAGAGAAUGUGGAAUUUCGCGUCCAGUGCUUGGGGAUCUGGUUUAGGGAAGAAGAACACUCCCAACUGCACCCCGUCCAAUGGUGAUUGCUCUGAUGAUGAGGCAUCUUCGUGUACAAGCAGGGAAGAAGGCCUUGAAUGCCCCAUAUGUUGGGAGUCCUUCAACAUAGUGGAGAAUGUGCCAUAUGUACUAUGGUGUGGCCACACCAUGUGCAAGAACUGCAUCCUAGGACUUCAAUGGGCUAUCAUCAAGGUUCCGACGGUGCCAAUCCAGCUACCAUUCUUUGUCUCCUGUCCCUGGUGCAAUCUCCUGUCGCUCCGCAUUAUUUACAAAGGGAAUCUCGCAUUUCCACGCAAAAACUACUUCCUCCUUUGGAUGGUUGAGGGGAUGAAUGGUGAGCGAGCCAGAUCGCGCUCUGCUAUUCAUAGUGAGCAACAAACUACAUGGCUCUCAAGUAGCAGUAGGGCAAGUGGAAAUGAAGGUUAUUCGAAUCCCAUCAGACGUCCACUCCCACCACCGGUUGAAACACAAUCCCCCAGUGUGAACCAUGCCAAUCAUGGGGUCCCCAUCUUGAAUGCAGAGAGGGUACAGGCGUUGUUGCGCAAGUCGCUGUCCUUCUUGGUUCACCUGACUGCCAAGUUUCCCCUGGUGUUCAUUUUCCUCCUCAUAGUGCUCUAUGCAAUCCCUGCUAGUGCAGCUGUCUUGUUAUUAUACAUCCUUAUCACCGUGUUAUUUGCUCUGCCCUCCUUCUUGAUCCUGUAUUUUGCUUACCCUAGCCUAGACUGGCUUGUUAGAGAAAUCUUUGCUUGAGAUUUCCUUUACAAAACACUGCUGGCGAAAUCUCCACGCUGUUGUUGGAUCUGUGUAUCUGAACUGAAUUCUUUCUGCUCUUUCAUGUCCUUGUACGUGUAAAUGUUCCAAGGACAUGCGUGCCCUUGUUAGCUUUUUUUUCUUUUUCUUUUGGUGUUACAGUUGUAUAUUUGGAAACAGUAGAAAGCCAAUGUCUGUCCUCUGUAGACAUGAUCACUCAUCUCCUAGUACAGCCUGAUCUGGAACAAACCAAAUUCUACAA